AUGUGUUCAGCACAGAGCCGCCCCGUCCUCCUUGUCGGCGGCAGGAGCAGGGCGAACAGGGCCCGGCUAGUGAUGAGCAGCAAGGAUCCAGGCACAGCAGGCACAGAUGUUGAGGAGCGGCUCCGAGAGGUGGAAAGCACUAUGUCAAUGGACUCUGUGGAGGAGGACAUGCUGCAAGCAGACUUAGAGGGCUUCGAGGGCCAGAAAGGAUCUGCAGGACUUCGCUAUGCAGAGACCCGUAGCCUGCCGCGCUUCUUGUUCUUGCGCGAGCCGGGCUAUCGCACCUUUGCUGCGAAUGUGCCUGGGGACCUUGGCUUCGACCCACUCAACCUUUGCACUGACGUGCGCAAGUUCGUUGAGUAUCGAGAGGCUGAGCUCAAGCAUGGUAGACUGGCCAUGUUUGCGGCAGUUGCCUGGCCACUUGCUGAGAUCGUCGAUGAAAACAUCGUCGGGUCAGACACAAACGCUGUUGACUUCCUCGCGGAAACAGGAGGCAAGAUGCUCCCGCAGCUUGGAGAAAACGAUACCUUCGUUGAGCUCUUUGCUGCCAUCGUUUUGGCUGUUGGAGGUGCAGUGGAACUUUUUCGCGGCGAAGGGAAAGAUGGAAAUGAACCCGGAGACAGCGGCUUUGAUCCCUUGAAGCUAAAAGGUUGGCAGCCGCCAAAUGUGCUCCGCACAUUCCUGCCAGAGAAUCGCCCAUGGAUGGGUGAAGCAGAGGUUCAGCAUUCGCGCUUGGCCAUGCUGGCCGUUUUGUACGACAUUCUCGUCGAGUUCUUCACGCCCAACCCAGUCGUGGAAGAUACCGAGUACAUCUUCCACAGGAUUGACGCCAAGCUCCUGAGGUGGGACUACUGGGCCAUGCAGCCCAGUACACUGGACGUUGGAUGCUGGGAGGAUUUUGCUGCAGACUCGCGCGACCUGUUCUUGCCGCAACAAACCUCAGGGAAAGUUAUGGAGUAUGAAGACAUUUUCACAAUCGAAAACAGGGAGCAGCAGGCAGUGGACGAGUACUGCAAGCAGCAUGAUCUUCAAGCCCUCGUCGAGGAUUUGGUAACACGCUACCUCUCUGAGCGGCCCAAGGACAUGAAGCCCAAAGAAUACUUUGCACAGCAGCUACGGUUGGAGAUGCUCGCCGGUGAGGAGGCUCACUUGGUGGAGACAACCUCAAAGGUACCUGGCUAUGCCUUGCGCCAGCUUUUCGAAGCCACCAAAAAGAUCACCGCCGAGAUUGUUCCUAAGGAAACCAUUCGAGUGAUAAUCAGUGAGAGCCUGAAGCUGUUGAAUUGUGACCGCAUCUCGCUCUUCGUUUACGACAAGCGCAUCGAAAUGUUGGUGCUGAAUGCUUCUAACCUGGAGCAUCCUAUCCGAGUAAGGCCUGGGCAGGGUAUUUCCGGCAAUGUUUUCCGCAGCAAGCAGUCAGUGAACAUCGCAGACUGCUACAGCGAUGCACGCUUCGACCAGUCCUUUGAUGCCGCUACCGGGUACGUGACGCGCAACCUGCUAGCAAUUCCCAUCGUGGACUUCGAAGGAUCCUGCCUGGGUGUUAUCCAGGCCAUCAACAAGCUUGGGGACGGAGGUAAGGGCUUUGUCCAAGUGGACGAGAUCCUGUUGGGGAACUUGGCAGAUCAGGUGUCAGUUGCUUUGCACAACGCGGAGUUCUAUAGAGCUGCCAUCGUUACCAGCGAGCGCGCAAACGCCUUGCUGCAGAUGCUGCAGUCCCUCACGCAAGGCCUUGGCGCUCAAUCCUUGAUUUUUUCUGUUGCCACGCACGCCUCCACGCUGGUACACGCGGACCGCUGCACUGUAUUCCUUGUCGACGACAGGGCAGGUGAGCUGAUCUCCCACACCACAGACUCGGAACAAGAGAUUCGGAUACCAAAGUCCGUUGGCAUUGCCGGAGAAUGCGCAACAGAGAACAAGCUCAUUGUUAUUGAUGAUGCGUACGAGGACGCCCGAUUCGACCCAGAGUUUGAUCAGAGAAGUGGCUAUCGGACACAUAGCAUCAUUGCAGUGCCUGUGAAGCGGCCACCUGCAAAAGACAAAGCCUGCGCCGUCAUUCAGAUGAUCAACAAAAAAGAAUUUGACGACGAGAUCGGCAAGUUUGAUGAGGAGGACGUACAGGUGCUGGAAACCUAUGCCAUGUUUGUGGCCACUCAACUGGCACAGUCUGCUUUGGUCAGCAGGGCAUCGUGGUCAUCUCUGGCUGAGGACUCUUCGAAGGGCCCCAGCACUGCUGAUGAGCUGAUGAUGGGGCGGGCAGACAGCAAUGGACACAAGGAGCGCUCCGGCUCCACGCAGGCGCCGGUCAUGGAAGAGAUUGAUGAAGGUGAAGAGGAGGACGAGUGA
Molecule: messenger RNA, 2346 nt
Organism: Symbiodinium pilosum
Lineage: Eukaryota; Dinophyceae; Suessiales; Symbiodiniaceae
Source: the annotation of a GenBank genome assembly